CACGACGCUGCUUCAUACGAUUCCUUUUGCUCAUACUUUAAUCUGCUGCACAGUACUAUUAAGCAGCAUUCAAUACAGCCAGAGAACACGUACAAUAUAGAUGAGGAGGGAUUCAUAAUUAGAAAAUACAAGCUAGCAUCUUAUAAUAGCAACAGGAAGUAGGUAACAGUAGUAGGAGCAGUAGGAGCUAAUAGUUUUACGUUGCCACCUGCAGUUAUUUAUCCUUUAUCAUCUCUCUAGAUGCAAGAGAGCUGGGUGCAGCGCGUUAAGGCUAAAAAACAUGAUAUACACUUUAGUACCUUAGUAAAUGGCUGGACGAACAAUGCUCUUAGUGUUGCCUGGCUUAAGCAAGUGUUUGAUCGCUAUACAAGAGUGAGGGCGCGAGGGAAGUACAGACUCUUGAUCCUUGAUGGCCACGGCAGCCACGUCACGCAGGCCUUUAUUGAAUACGCUCAUGCCAACAAGAUUCUGCUACUUAUAUUCCCUCCGCAUGCUACUCACGCGCUUCAGCCGCUUGAUGUGGCGUGCUACAGGCCGUUGGCGCAGCACUACUCUGAUGAGCUCCUUCAUCGCGGCCACACCACCGAGGGGUGGGUACCUGUGGCUCAGGCUGACUUCUUCCCGCUUUUUUUGGGCAGCGUGGAAGAAGACCUUCACUAAAGACCUUGUUGUACAGGCCUUUAAGUGCACUGGGAUUCACCCACUAGAUGCCAACGUCGUGCUCAAGAAGUUCAGAAACCUAACACCAAAGUCGCCCAGCACAAUCCUAGAGCCUACUCAGCUUCAGCCUGCACCAGAAUCACCUAGUUGGC
Molecule: messenger RNA, 812 nt
Organism: Didymella exigua CBS 183.55
Lineage: Eukaryota; Fungi; Ascomycota; Dothideomycetes; Pleosporales; Didymellaceae
Product: DDE-domain-containing protein
Exons: 2
Coding region: 241-660 (139 amino acids)
Cellular component (GO): nucleus
Molecular function (GO): DNA binding
Source: RefSeq, a predicted model, not a curated record